AUGCGAGGCCGCAAAGAAACCAGAGGAGAUGAACCUAGAACAAAGACUGUCAUUGGACUACUAAAAUCCUUUGGUCUUUAUACAACCUGCACUGAACCUACGAGAGGACCAUCCUGUCUCGACAACAUCGCCACCAACUUCACUGUGGAUGAGAGAGGGACCAAAGUUGUGGACCCGGGUGGGAAUGAUCAUGCAGCCCUGGUAAUGUCCGUCAGUCAACCGAACAGUGAGGAUAGAUUUAGGGAAGAUAAUGAGGUCGCAACUUGGAGGAUGUACUUAGCUCUUAAGAAACUGUACAAAGGAAGGGUGGAGCUAGCCAAGAAAGUUUAUAAUGCCAAGUGUAUUGAGGAGGCCCCAAAUAGGUGCAAGGCUGCCUGGGACCUUGUGAAUAUCCACCGUACAACACCCAAACGUGAGGUUGUUUUUGCCAGCCCGGACGACUUUAACAACUUUUUCUGCGAUUCUGUGAGGGACAUCGUUGAUCGCCUGCCCCCAUGCUUAAUCGAUCCGGUUGACAUGUUGGCAGACAGAGUUCCGACUCAAGACAACCUGCGAUUCAAUACCUGGAGACUUACCACUCCUGAAUCCAUCAAGUCUAUUGUAGGAAGCUUCAAACCCUCUACCAGCCAGGAUGUCUAUGGUAUGUCCCCUAAUCUCAUCAAGACAAUUAUUGAUGAAAUUGCUGCUCCCUUGUCCUUUUGUAUUAAUGAAUGUCUUGAUAUGGGGUUUUUUUCCGAUAGCCAGAAGGUCUCGAAAACUGUUCCUGUGUUCAAGAAGGGGGAGAUGACAAGCCUUUCAAGCUACAGGCCAAUUUUUAUAGUACCCGUUUUUGGUAAGGUGAUGGAGGCGGUUAUUAAACCCCAGGUGGAGAAUUUCUUUGAGGGAAACAGACUGCUCACUGAAAUGCAAUUUGGUUUUCGCCGUGGAAAAUCUACGGCUGCUGCUGUAGCUGCAGUGGCAGAACGAGUCAGUGCUGCUUUUGAAGACCAUCGCUCUACUGCGCUUACUCUCUGCGAUCUGAGCCGUGCCUUCGACACUGUGUCUCAUGAGGUGCUCCUGAAGAAGCUCUCCUUCUACGGGCUGGACGGAGUCGUGCUAUCUACCCUUCGAUCCUACCUUCUAGAUCGUACACAGCUUGUGACUUUGGCAGGUGCCUCCUCCUCUUGCAGAGCAGUAGAACAUGGAGUUCCUCAGGGAUCCAUUCUGGGACCACUUUUAUUCAUAAUUAUGAUGAAUGACCUGGAUGAUGAUGGCGGUACCCUCCUCUUUGCUGACGACACCACCCUCUUGUCAUCCGGUUCAAAUCUUCGGGAAAUAAAUGAAGAUAUGGAGCUUCGACUGCGGAACGCUUCAGCCUGGUUUGUAGCAAACCGUUUCCAGCUUAACCCCGACAAGACCCAGAGGAUGGUCUGCAGUCUGGCUCAUAUUCCUCCUGUAGACCAGAACCAAGUGAAGCUUUUGGGGAUUGUGUUGAACAAUAAGUUAUGUUGGGAUCAGCACAUCGACCAAACUAUAAACAGACUCUCUCGUGUCUGCGCCCUUCUUCUGAAGCUGAGAUCUUUUGUGACUGAGGACUACCUGAAAAUGGUCUACUUUGCCUUGUUCCAUUGCCACGUUACAUAUGGACUGCUUCUGUGGGGACAUUCUCCAGGCACAGUGGAGAUUCUCACGAUGCAGAAAAGGGCCUUAAGAAUCAUCACCUUUAGUGACGGACGGGCUCAUGGUAGGCCCCUUUUCAAGAGACUGGGAAUACCUACUGUCUUUGGUCACUACAUACUCCUGUGCCUUCUUCAUGUUUGGGAUAAACAUAGAGACCUUACAUCCCGUGCCAUGGUCCAUUCCUACAACACCAGGCAGAGAAACAUGCUGGAUGUUCCCCGUGUUAGGCUUUCUAAGACAGCUGCUACCUAUCAAAUUCAGGGUCUUAAGUUCUUCAACAAACUGCCGAUGGCCGUUAGGGACUGGAAAAGAGGUUAUCUUAAGGACAAGCUUAUGUCGCUAAUGAAAGAGAGAGCCUACUAUAGCAUCUCAGAGUUCAUGACCGAUAAGGAGAUAGCAAACAUACGGCAUGACAGAGAUACAGUAGGCACAGGCAAGUCGCGUGGAGGUGGUGUAUUGUUGGCGGUUCACCGUCGGCUGCAGGCCACACAGCUGACUGUAGCUGACCACCUGCUGCCAGUCAGCAUCGACUCUCUCUCACUUGUAGUGCGCGUACCUUUAUCUAAUUUCCUACUUUACCACAUCAACGCAAUUAUGAACGCAUGGGUGGAGAUAGGAAUCGUGAACAGAGUGGGUUCGUGUCAUCAUCUACUUGGACGACUGGAGAUGACAGGUGGUACAAAGCUCAAUCUAGCGAUGUUAGCCCAAACGUUGUUAAUCGUCCAAUCCAAGUUUCAAAAGUGA
Molecule: messenger RNA, 2403 nt
Organism: Macrosteles quadrilineatus (aster leafhopper)
Lineage: Eukaryota; Metazoa; Arthropoda; Insecta; Hemiptera; Cicadellidae
Exons: 5
Coding region: 1-2403 (800 amino acids)
Source: RefSeq, a predicted model, not a curated record